Danio rerio (zebrafish) is the source of this 4845-nucleotide messenger RNA. Lineage: Eukaryota; Metazoa; Chordata; Actinopteri; Cypriniformes; Danionidae. The record is from RefSeq and is a predicted model, not a curated record.
CGUUUACACUCAGCGCUGAUUCAGACCCACACCGUAACGUUAGUAAUAAACGCCGGUUAUAUUUGUUGCUGUCGCCCCACCCAACUAUACACAGCGCGCUUUCAAACAAACCAACCAACAUAUCCACAGAAACCGCCAUCAUUAGCAACUCUACACGCUAUUAAACCCGCUAAAUCAGGCGUUUUGUCCGCGUUAAACGCCGAGUGAGUGAAGACGCGUCGUCAGGUGCUGCAGCGUCCAUAAACGCCCACCUAGAAGAGCACCAGACGGAGCUGCGCGACAUCCGAGAUGGCAAAAGCAGACCAGCGCUUUGGUCAGAGAGAUGGAUCUGAUCAAAACUUCGACUACAUGUUCAAACUCCUGAUCAUCGGCAACAGCAGCGUAGGAAAAACCAGCUUCUUAUUCCGAUACGCAGACGACUCCUUCAGCAGCUCGUUUGUCAGCACAGUCGGCAUCGACUUCAAGGUGAAGACGGUGUACAGAAACGACAAGCGAGUGAAGCUCCAGAUAUGGGAUACGGCGGGACAGGAGCGGUAUAGAACUAUUACCACAGCUUACUAUAGAGGAGCCAUGGGCUUCAUCCUCAUGUAUGACAUCACUAAUGAGGAGUCCUAUAAUGCGGUGCAGGACUGGGCAACACAAAUUAAGACUUAUUCAUGGGAUAACGCUCAGGUGAUACUAGUGGGAAACAAAUGUGACAUGGAUGAGGAGAGGGUGGUGCCUUUUGAGAAGGGAAAACACUUGGCUGACCAGUUAGGGUUUGAGUACUAUGAAGCCAGCGCCAAAGAGAACAUCAACGUCAGACAAGUAUUUGAACGCUUAGUCGACAUUAUCUGCGUGAAGAUGUCAGAGAGAGUUGAUGUGGAACCACCCAUGGUCACUGGUGCCAAAACCACCCGGCUAACCGAUAAGCCACCCCAACUACCUCAGAAUUGUUGCUGAUUUUGAUCUCUACUUAUGCCAACCUUUUAGCAGCAGAUCAAAUGUUGUUUGGUUUGAUGUUAUGUUGUAAGGCAAUCAGAACCAACCUGAGGUGUGUUUCCUGUACUAAGCAUAACUUGGUGGUUAACCACUAUACUGCGAUGCAUCGUUAGCUAGUUUCCUGAAACUGCAGUAAUAUGUUUUUAUUUUUUGUUAUAGCUUUAAACUAGCGUACCAUAUUGUACCAUGUCUUUAGCCCCUUUCACACAGUUACACUGUUAAUGGCCAUAAAAUUACCGAAAUGACUUUACCUUUACAUUCAAAUACUCGCUGUUCACACACAGCAGAAUUGCAGAAAUUUACUAGUAAUGUUAAAUCUUUUCAUCCUAGAAAAUUGUCAGAACUGAAUUUCUGAUAUUUGUUAACAAAGGGCCUGUUUGCAUAUGAUCAAUUUACCAAUAAUUUUGUGGAAGUGUCUGUAUGUGUAAAAGGGGCUACUUCCAUAUCAUACCUUCCUCCUUCUCGUCUAUGUCUUUCACACCUCUAUUACUUUAUCGCACCUCCACCAUUGACAACUUUCUUUCUUGACAAACCUUUUUGUUUUUGUUGGGACGGAAUGGUUGUCCUACCUCCAACAUUGUAGCACCUCCUUCUUGGACAUUUCUCUGUGUGAGCUGACCAACUGGAAGUACAUCAACUCUGUUCAUUGUUGCACAUUCUUUCUUGACAUCCAACUCUAUCAUUGAUGUGCCUCCUUCUUUUGACCUGCCUCUAUUGUUUUGAAUCUUCAUCAGUGCUGUACAUCCUUUGCUGGUGCACAUCCAUGCAUCAUCGUUGUAUCUACAACAUAUCCGUCUUUGUCACACCUCCAGCAUCUCCAUUGUUGUUUCACCUACUUCCAUCACUUCUCAGUCAUUGGUGCACCCCCUUUUAUUGUUCUUUCAUUGUUCACCCAAGGAUGUGGUAGGUCAGGGGGACAGAGUUCAUGGAGCCCAGAAGCUUGAAGAGAUCCACAGUGAAGUCUGGUCGGGCCCAAAUUGCAAUUUUGAGGGGGACACUAUCACCCCAGCUUCCACCCCCACCUGUCAAAUGUUUUGUCACACAUCCUUGUUGUUGUCAUCUCCAUUGUUUUUGGGUUGCACCUAUGCUCCAACAAUGUUGUACCUUUUUAGUUAACAGCCCUAAGAGGUGUGGUACUUGCAGGGGAAAGAGUCACAGAGUUCAUAGGACACAGAGUCUUGAAGAGGUCCCUAGGAAGGUGGGUCUCGAAUUGCAAUUUUAAGGGGAGACUAAACCUGCCUCCCUCCACCUCAACCUGUCAUUUUUUUUUGUCACACAUCCUUGUCUCAUCUUUGCCUUUGUCACCUCUUUCAUUGUUGGUUUGGACUUUUGCACCAGCAAUGUCGUACCUUUGUUGUUAACACUUCCAGGGGCGUAGUACUUAAGGGAAAGGGGGACUCAGGCCGUACUCACACUAUGUACAGUUGCCUUGAACCGGGCCAAAGCAAGCUUGUCCCCCUCCUGUCUCCCCCGAUGGCCUGCACUCACAUUACAAUUGGGCCUGGGCACACUAACGUCAUUGAUGCUGGGCUGUUCAGUAAGCGCUCUCAUUCAGCACAGUGGAGAUUUCUCUAGUUAUAUCGCUUUAGUCCUUAGGGAAUCGGUGACACGCAGUCGGAUAUUUCACAGAACAGAUCAGCCACUUUUGACGCUCAUAAACAAUCAUAAAGUUUUGCACUCACACACAAGCGUACUAUGCCAAAGCCCAAUUGAACAGCGUUCAGCGCACUCACACUUCUCAAACGAUCCGGGAAACAGUAGGCCCUAAGUAGUCCAUAGGGUCUAGAGGCUUGAUGGGGUCCACAGUAAAGUCUGGGGAAACUAGAACAUGAUAUUUACCCACCACCAAAGCAUUUUCCCAAGCAAAAUCCUGUGCACAGUGUUACGCAUUCCUAGCAACUCCACUGGAUGUAUCUGUCUGUCUUUGUCACAACGCUUUUAUUGUCAUCAUUUUGUCCUUGUUGCACCUUCGCCAUUGUAUAAUGUCUAUCGACGUUUGACCACCAUUAUUUUCGCACCCCCAUUAUUAUGGACAGAAAGUACAUAUGGAACUGAGAGACCCACUGAGGGAACCCCCCCACCCCCACCCCCCCAAAAAAAAGUAGAGCUAUAUAUUUAAAGGUGCUUUCACACUUGCACACACCCGGGUUCGCUUGACGUCAGAGUACGGUACUUUUAGCUAGUGUGAACACUGUCUUCUGAACUCUGGUGUGCACCCAUAAACUGUACCCGAGUCCACCUGAAAGAGGUGGUCUGGGGUAUGGUUUGUGCAAACUCUAGUACGGUUUAUUUCUGUUAUGAAUGCAAUCGUACCAAAUGAUGGAGGUCAACCGCCAACUAUACAACAAACUUUAGUUUUCAUAACGUUCAUUCGUGUGUGUAUGUUUUGCAUCACCUAUCUUGGUGACAAGCAGGACUGACCCAGUGCAAACAGUGAUAAUGUCUGCUUGUCCCCACCAAAACAACUUGUACAGACAUCGCGUGAUGUUCUGAAAGUUGUUAAUAUUGUUUUGCAGCAGAUAGAUGCCAGUGGCUCUCUGCAUUUUGUUUUUGUAUUUUUCAAAACUAAAAGAUUCAGCAAAGGCAGAAGGUGUACAUCAUCGUUUUGUCGUUUGCCUUUCAUGGCCAUCACCUUGCAACAGCUGUACACAAAAGAGCCACUUGAUGACGCAAGCGUACUGGGUUCAGAGGGAAAAAAGAGUGUGAAAGCACCCUAAAUGUCAAGAAGUUCUUCAAACAACAGGUUCCAGCUACCCAGUUCGCAUUGCUCGUGAAUGAAACUAUAGUUUCAUGAAACACCAAAUCAUUGGACUGUGUUCAUAAUGACAGAACUUAUUUUUAGCUAACGAUGCUUUCAGGAAACACACCCCUGUUUGUUUGUAGCUGUCACGCGUGUAGUUCAGUAAUAAUAGUAGACUUUUAACCUAAUCAGUCCAUAGAAAACUCAACGCAGGGACUAGAGCAAAGCACAAAAUCUACUACUUGGCUCUCAGAACUUCAGUGUUCACUGCCGAAACUAGAUCUGUUGUGGCACAAUCUUGCUAAUCUAAUAUAUUUAAUGUAGUAUAUAAAUACUUUAAUGGAGGUGAAAUAGUGGAUAUUCUGUUAAAAGGCACAAAAACAAACUCAGACUUUUGCAAAAUUGCCAUUAUGCAAAAAUUCGAGUUUUCAGGGUGGUUUCGAUGCUCUGAUUGGGAUUCGGAUCAGAAGCAGAUGCACAAUGUAUGUUGGACUCCAUCUAUUUUGGGAACGUUUUGAGAAUAUGAGCACUUGUUUUGAGCUAGCUUUAUGUUAAGAGAGGAAAAAUGUGACAUUUAGUAAAUUAGCAAAUUAAAAAAACAACAUUAUUAAACUCGUGUUGAACUUAGUAUUGCCAGAAACCACAUGUAACAGUUGUGUGUAAUAAUAGACUGAACACAAUCAGCACAUUUCAUAGUCAGGUGACGUUCGGUUUGUUACGAAAGUUAUAAUUAUGCUUCAAAUCCUCAAGCAGAAGGUUAAGAUAUAUUGUGAAUUCGUGCCAGGGUGUCUUUAUAUUUCAGAAAAUUGUAGCAAAUCCCUGUUGGUUCGUGUAUGUAUAAUCUACUUUGGAUUUUUAUCAAGUGACGUAUGAGUGUUUUAUGUAACUAUAAUCAAAAUUAUUGCAAAUGAGAUAUUUUUCAUUCCGAUGUUUUAGGCAAUUUUUUGGUUUCAUCAGUAGAUCUUUAUUUUUAUGCUGCUGGAAUAUAUAGGUGUAAGUUUGCUGUCAGUGUAUUUUGAUUUGUAGACAAUAUGCACUGGGGCGUACAGUGAUUGUACAGUUGUGAAUGUUACUUUUAGAUGCAAUUUGUAACAAUAAAAGCACAAAUCACAUAAUAAUACUAA